Molecule: messenger RNA, 1905 nt
Organism: Nasonia vitripennis (jewel wasp)
Lineage: Eukaryota; Metazoa; Arthropoda; Insecta; Hymenoptera; Pteromalidae
Gene: pont
Product: ruvB-like helicase 1
Exons: 4
Coding region: 335-1705 (456 amino acids)
Biological process (GO): regulation of transcription by RNA polymerase II; box C/D snoRNP assembly; chromatin remodeling
Cellular component (GO): Ino80 complex; Swr1 complex; R2TP complex
Molecular function (GO): ATP binding; DNA helicase activity; ATP hydrolysis activity
Source: RefSeq, a predicted model, not a curated record
GUAAAAUCAUGGAAAACAAAUAAUAUUUUUAUAGGUGUUUCACAUGUAUUUGUAUAAUUAAGUCUAGUUUGAAAAAAAAGUUGUUCUCAUGUACGAGUUUCCCGCCGAUAAAAAGUUUACAGGAAAAAGGAGCUAUUUCGGAAAAACGGAGUUUGGUCUCCCAAUCUUCCCCUGACGCCAGGCGCAUAUAUAUAUAUAUAUAUAGUAUUAGUAUACGUAUAUAGGGGGACACUCGCGCGUUUCCAAGCACGCGUGCAACUGGCGGCAAGGCGCCAUAUCCGAUUAUCAACCAAACAAGUUGUCACGCUUUCUGCGUAGUGUAAAAUAUUCCAACAUGAAGAUCGAGGAAGUCAAGAGCACUGCAAAAACUCAGCGAAUUUCCGUGCACACUCACAUAAAAGGUCUGGGACUUGACGAGAACGGCAUGGCUAUACAAUUCGCCGCCGGCCUCGUCGGUCAGGAAAAGGCCAGAGAGGCUGCAGGAAUCGUCGUUGACAUGAUCAGAACAAAGAAGAUGUCUGGCCGAGCAAUAUUGUUUGCUGGACCUCCAGGGACAGGAAAAACUGCUAUAGCUUUAGCUAUAGCUCAGGAACUAGGCAACAAGGUGCCGUUCUGUCCCAUGGUUGGUUCAGAGGUGUACAGUUCUGAAAUAAAAAAGACGGAGGUGCUGAUGGAAAAUUUUCGCAGAGCAAUUGGUCUCAGAAUCAAAGAAACGAAAGAGGUGUAUGAAGGAGAGGUCACAGAAUUGUCACCUGUGGAAACAGAAAAUCCAAUGGGAGGCUACGGCAAAACAGUUUCACAUGUUGUAAUUGGCCUAAAGACUGCAAAGGGGACCAAGCAGCUGAAACUGGACCCUUUGAUCUAUGAAUCCCUUCAGAAAGAAAAAGUUGAAGUUGGCGAUGUCAUUUACAUCGAAGCAAACAGUGGAGCUGUAAAGAGGCAAGGCAGGAGCGACAACUAUGCUACAGAGUUUGACUUGGAAGCUGAAGAGUAUGUGCCUCUGCCCAAAGGUGAUGUUCACAAGAAGAAGGAGGUAAUCCAGGAUGUCACAUUGCAUGACUUGGAUGUGGCUAAUGCUAAACCUCAGGGAGGGCAAGACAUUAUGUCCAUGAUGGGUCAACUAAUGAAGCCAAAGAAAACUGAAAUUACAGAUAAGUUAAGGAAGGAAAUCAACAAAGUAGUAAAUAAAUACAUAGAUCAGGGUAUAGCCGAGUUGGUCCCAGGUGUCCUAUUCAUCGAUGAAGUCCAUAUGCUCGACAUCGAGACCUUCACCUACCUCCACCGCGCUCUGGAAACUGCCAUCGCUCCUAUCGUUAUCUUCGCGACCAACAGAGGAAAAUGCGUGAUCCGUGGCACGCAGGAUAUCGUCUCGUCUCAUGGUAUACCUCUGGAUCUUCUCGACAGGCUGCUCAUCAUCAAGACACUUCCAUACUCCAGGCCCGAAAUCGAGCAAAUUAUCAAACUGAGGGCGACCACAGAAGGUUUACAAUUGGAGGACGAGGCUCUCACGCUGCUCAGCGAGUUGGGAACACAAACGACGCUCAGAUAUGUCGUGCAGCUGCUGACACCGGCUUCGCUUACAGGCAAAAUCAACGGAAGAACGAGUAUACUGAAGGAGGACAUCGAGGAAGUGAAGAGCCUGUUCCUCGAUGCUAAAUCUUCGGCGAAGAUUCUGUCGCAACAAAAGGACAGAUUUAUGGAAUAGUAGUUGUUCGAUUAAGUAACUUUUAAGAGUUAAGUUAAGAAAUGAAAUUUUAUAAUAAAAGCGUUUGAAAAAUCUGCUGCACGAGUUUCGUAUGACUGUAAGAUCUACGUCCUAGCAUAUAUAUUUUUCUCAAGUAAGUUCAAUCCAGACUCGUAGAAAUGUAAGUCUUGAAGAAUAACAUUCCUUUUCUGAACAUACAA